Molecule: messenger RNA, 5858 nt
Organism: Neomonachus schauinslandi (Hawaiian monk seal)
Lineage: Eukaryota; Metazoa; Chordata; Mammalia; Carnivora; Phocidae
Gene: CFAP44
Product: cilia and flagella associated protein 44
Exons: 34
Coding region: 1-5538 (1845 amino acids)
Molecular function (GO): protein binding
Source: RefSeq, a predicted model, not a curated record
AUGAAGGAACCAGGUGAUCAGGAUACUGAGCGGGGGAGAUUAGAUAGAUCAAAGAGUGAUGGGAAGCGGUCUCAGAGCUCCUUGAAGUCUGCAUCAAGAUCUGCUGUGAGAGAGGAUGCCACAGAUGAAACAUUUACUGAAGGCAGAGAAUCAUAUUUAGAGGAUGAUGAUUAUGAUAUGGAACAUUUGGAAGGAAGUUCAAGUUCAUUUCAAGAUGACUAUGUGGAUAACAUUGGAGAAUCUCAGUAUAUGGAAGCCCCUGCUCCAGCCUCAGAAGAGGCGGAGGAGAAAGUUAAGAAGAAAAUCUCGGUGAACUUCUUCUACAAUUAUGUGGAGCUUGUUUCGAUGCCUUUUGUGACUCCGGAUUCGAACAUACCACUGGAUCUUCUCACACUUGUUCAUUCCUUUGGUUACGACUGCAGAAAGCGGGCCAACCUACAACUUCUGGACAGCAAUACUGUGAUGUACAUAGCUGGGAACCAGCUGAUCCUUCUGAAUUUGAAAACCAAGGAACAGAUGUACCUGCGAAGUAGCAGUGGGAGAGGAAUUGGUGUCAUUGGGGUUCAUCCUGAUAAAACUUACUUCACAGUAGCUGAAAAAGGUGUUUUCCCAAAGAUUAUCAUCUAUGAAUAUCCUUCUUUGAAGCCCUACAGAAUCCUUCAAGAUGGGACUGAGCUGGGCUAUGCUUAUGUGGAUUUUAACUACAAUGGUACCUUGCUAGCCUCUGUUGGCAGCAACCCUGAUUACACACUGACCAUCUGGAAUUGGAAAGAAGAACAGCCCAUACUGAGGACAAAAGCUUUUUCCCAGGAAGUUUUUAAGGUUACUUUCAAUCCUGAAGAUGAUGAGCAGCUUACUACAUCGGGAUCAGGCCACAUCAAGUUCUGGGAAAUGGCUCUAACAUUCACUGGUCUCAAGCUUCAGGGCUCAUUGGGUCGAUUUGGCAAAACAGCCACUUCUGAUAUAGAAGGUUACAUGCAGCUCCCGGAUGGGAAGGUGCUCUCGGGCUCAGGGUGGGGCAACAUGCUGUUGUGGGAAGGCGGCCUCAUCAAGGUUGAGCUCUGUCGAGCUGGAAGGAAGUCUUGUCAUCAGGGUCCCAUUAACCAGAUAAUGCUGGAUGAGGGCGAAGUUAUCACCGUUGGGGCAGAUGGAUGUAUUAGGAUCUGGGAUUUUGAGACAGUAGACACUGCUGAUUCUAUUGAUGAGACUGGAUUGUUAGAGAUUGAGCCCAUUAAUGAACUUCAAGUUGGCAAGAAAGUCAAACUCUUCUCUAUGAUAAAAAUGAACGAGAUUGGAAGUAACUUUUGGUUGGCUCAGGAUGCCAGUGGAGCCAUAUGGAAGCUUGACCUUAGUUUUUCAAAUAUUACUCAAGAUCCAGACUGCCUCUUCUCCUUCCAUUCUGGAGCUGUUGAAGCCUUGGCAGUCUCUCCCCUCACUUACCUCAUGGCCACUACUGCCUUGGAUUGCUCUGUUCGAAUCUAUGAUUUUGCUAGCAAAACUCCUUUGGCUCAGAUGAAAUUCAAACAAGGAGGUACUGCCCUUGCUUGGGUACCCCGACUGGUAAGCUACACCGGAGCACAGAUUAUUGUAGGAUUUGAAGAUGGGGUGGUUCGAAUUCUUGAACUUUACGAUCCCAAAGGGCUUACAGUUUUUGCAGGACGGAAGAAAAUUUCUGAUGCAGAUAUUAAUUUGAAACAGGUUUUCAAACCCCAUACUGCUCGUGUCACUGCUUUAGCUUAUGAACGUGAUGGAGAAAUUCUAGCUACAGGGAGUAAAGAUCAGACCGUCUUCUUCUUUGAGGUAGAAAAAGAUUAUAAGCCAAUAGGAUAUAUUACUACUCCUGGACCUGUUCGCCAGUUAAUAUGGUCUUCGAACUCCCAUCCUGACAGUACUUUACUGAUUAUCUGUGAGAACGACUAUGUUCUUGAAACUCCAUUUCCAACCAUAAAGGAGGAAGAGGAAAAUCGUGAUGUAGUUUCCUAUGAAAUCAAAGACAUGUGCAUAAAGUAUUUUCAUUUCUCAAGUGUCAAAUCUAAGAUUCUGCGAUUCAUAGAAAUAGAAAAAAGAAAGACACUAAAGGAGUUGAAGGAGAAGGAAAAAAGGGGGAAGCAGCUAGCAGCAGAGAUGGGAGAAGAUGGAGAAAAGGAAUUCCAGGCAGAGGAGGAGGAAGAGGAAGAAGAGGGGCCAUUACCUGAAAUCUUUAUUCCAUCAACUCCCUGUCACAUCCUCUGUGGAUUUUACUCUGAGCCAGGGAAGUUCUGGGUUUCUUUGGGUGGCUAUGAUGCUGGUUUUCUGUAUCACUGUGAGUUCCCCCCGUAUGACAAAAGUAGUGCUAUCACAAAAAAGAAAGAUGAACCUUUUGAUUUUCGUCUUCUUCAAGAUAUGGAGGAUAAUCCCAUCCAGACUAUCACUUUCAGCAUUCACCAAGAUAUGAUGUUUUGUGGAUUGCAAAAUGGAGCAAUUCGAGUCUAUAUCCUAAGUCAGGAUAAUCCUUCAUUGAUGAAUAUAGAGGACUACUGGCACUUCAAUAUCCAUGACAAUGAUUAUGGAUGUAUUAAAGGCAUCUCUACUAGUUUUGAUGACCGUUUCUUGGUGACUACUGGAGCAGAUAGUAAUAUCUUUGUUUUCAACAUUUUUUCUGAAUUUGAGCUGAAGAAAGACAUCAGAGCCAAAGUGCCAUCUCCCAGGUUUGGAAUUGAAACAGAGCCAAUUCCAGAAGAUAUUGAAGAUCCCAGAGCCUACAGUAUUGAGAAUGCUAGAAGAAAAAGAGAACAUGACAAGUUAAUGAAAGAAGUGGAAGAAAUAAAGGCUGAGAAGAGAGAAAAACUCAAAGCUUUGAGGAAUGAAUUUUGGAAACUUCUAGAAAUGAAUCAAGGAUUACCAAAGCAUAUGCAGUUUAAGCGAACAGAUUUUGAUAUAGAUUCCAAAAUACGUGCUGAGAUUGGCAGGAAAACUGCUUUUAAAAUUCAACAAGUGGAAAAAGAAUUAGCUUGGGAAAAAGAGAAACAUGAACUUGGCCUCAUGAAGCUACAGAAUAGAUUUUGUGAGUCAUUGGAAAGUGAUACUAUUGUGGUUCAUGCCAUACAAAGUGAUCACAAGAUAUCCUCCUAUAGGCUUGUGAAGCCGUCUAAGUAUUCCAAGUCCAAACGAACAAGUCUAUCAGACAGAAGAACAAGCAAAUUGGAGAGGUUAGAAAAAGAGGGAGCUGGAAGAAAGGAUAGCCAGAAAGAUACAGGUGGGAGCAUUGGUGUGCCAGAAGAAUCAAUUAUAGAGAAAGGGAAGAAAUUUCGGCCUAAAACCCUAAGUGAAAUUAUGGUGGAAAAUCAAAUUGAGAAAACAAAGAAACUUAUAUUAAAAGCUGAAAGGGCCCAACUUAAGAUUCAGCAGCGAAAAAAAGAAUGGGAUGAACUGUACAAGAGUAAACCUCAGGAUGACUUUGAAGAUCCCAAAGAUGUUCAAGCCAUCAAGGAGGCCCAGUUGUAUAUGGGAGACUUCAAUCUGAAGACAGCCUCAGACUAUAAGAUACCUGAGCACAUGAGAGUAAAUGCUGCCAAGAAGGAGGAGGAACUGGGACACCUAGACUCCAUGGCCCAUUCAAAGAAAAAGAACAUGAACAAAUGUAUCCUCUCUCUUCGAGACCUUAAAGUGGCCGUCAUCGAGGAAAUACAGUGCCUGGUUCAAGAACUGAAGAGCAUCCAGUCAAUUCUUCACAUAUCCAAGCACAUUCCUAUUCCCCAAGUCCCCCAGAUACACCCAGAAGAAGUUCCAGAAAAGAGAUUUCAGUAUGAUGAGGAAACUCUCCUAAAUUUUAAGCGACAGCACAUGAAGAUUCAGGGUGAAACAUCCUCCCAGCUGGAACAGGGAGGGUCUACAGGCUCAAGUGGAGGAUUCCUCAGACUCUCUUCUAGAAAGAACAGUGAUUUGACGACAAGAGAUUCAUUGUCUAGAUCAUCAAAGGCAUCAGCAUUCUGUGUAGAUACUGUAAAAUUACUGGAAUUUGAAAAAGCAGAUCCAAUUGAUAUAGAGCUGGAGAUUAUGAAAAGGGACGAGAUUAAACACUUGUACAUGCAACAGUAUUUAACCAAUAGGAUCAAAGAACUGAUUGUCACUUUUGAUGCAGAACUCCGUCUCCUGAGGCAUCAGAAACUGAAACUAGAUACUCAGAUGAAAUUAUCUGACCUUCACCAUGUCACAUUAUUUCAAGAAAUGCUUCUCCUCAAGAAUUUUGAAAAACAGGAGAACAUACUUCAAGAGCGUGUUAAUUCGUUAGACAAAGAAGAACAGGAUAUGCAGUGGAAAAUAAAUGAAACUCUUAAAGAGAUGGAAGAGAAAAAGAAUGAAAUUGCCAAGCUCCAGGACCAAGAAAAAGCACUCUAUGCUGGUUUCCAAGCAGCCGUUGGAGAAAACAAUAAAUUUGCUAAUUUCCUCAUGAAAGUCCUAAAGAAGAGGAUUAAGCGGGCAAAGAAAAAGGAUGUUGAAGGAGAUGCCGAUGAAGAUGAAGAUAGUGAUGAAUCAAGUGAAGAAGAAUCUAGCUUAGAGAGUGAUGAAGAUGAGUCUGGAUCUGAAGAUGAAGUUUUUGAUGAUUCUAUUUGCCCAACAAAUUGUGAUGUGGGUCUUUUUGAAUUGGCCCUUCAACUUCGAGAGAAAAGGCUGGACAUUGAGGAGGCCUUAGCUGAAGAAAAGAAAAUUAUCGAUAACCUCAAAAAGGAACAUGAUACACUAUCCAAAAAAGUGAAAGUUGUGGCAGCUAACCUGAAUGUAGCUGAGGAGGCCCUGGAGGCUUACCAACGAGAGAAACAGCAGCGGCUAAAUGAACUGCUGGUCGUGAUUCCACUCAAGCUCCACCAGGUAGAGUAUGUAGCAUUUGGAGAAAUUCCUAAUGAUCUUUCUGGAACCUUGGUCUUUUCUAACCAUUCCUUGGGACGGCUCCAAGAAAGAAUCAUACAGCUCCAUGAAGAAAAUUCCAAGCAGCAAAAACUUAACAAGGACUGCCGGGAGAGGCGCAAACAGCUUAUCCGAGAAAAGAGAGAGAUGGCAAAAACCAUAAGCAAAAUGGAAGAAACGGUCCAUCAACUAAUGAUCAGCAAGUUUGGCCGUGUGAUAGACUUAGAAGCCCUUCAGACACUUUCCGUGAACACAACGCUUGAAGAGCUAAAGAUCAAAAAACUUCGAAAGGAGCUAACGAAUGCAAAGGAAAUGAAGAUGUGGGAGGAAAAGAUUGCUCAGGUACGAUGGGAGUUGAUGAUGAAGACAAAGGAACACACUAAAAAGCUUCAUCAGAUGAAUGAUUUAUGUAUUGAAAAGAAGAAACUCGAUUCUCAGUUGAAUACACUACAGAACCAGCAGGGCAAUGCCUUCCAGGGCCCUCGGAAAGCGGACAUUGUGGCAAGAGAGAAGGUCACUGAAUUGAUCCAACUCCAGGCAGAAAGGAUUUUGGCCUUAAAGGAAGAGAUUGCUCUCUUGCGUAAGAAAGGUGGUCUUAUCCUACCCCUCAUUCAGCCUCCACAAGAGAAGGAGAUGAAGCCCAUGGGCCUUUAAGUUUGCUUUUUUCUCUCAACUCCGUCCAAGAUUUCCGACAUACAACUUACCAGAAGUUCUGUUUCCUUGCCGGCUGCAAUAGUCCUAUUAUUUUAAAAUGAAUUUAUUUAAAAGUCUAAGACCAGAUCCACUCAUAUAGUUUUAAUAACUUUUCUCCAAUUUGGUUAUCUUAGAAUGGACUCUAGCACUCAACAUCUAUUUCUUAUUGAACUGAACCAUUUUAGAUCUGUUUGGAGCCCACUGGAUUGAAUAUGGAGGCUUCAGAAGCUGUAUGUAUCUCAAAACUGCAAGAAAGCAUCUGCAAUAUAUCUUGUUUUAGG